CAGCCGGAGUAAAUGCUAAAUCAGACAGGGAUUGUAUCAGGGAUAAGACUGCCUGCAAAGCGCUCAUCCUGAGGAGGCACGCUGCUCACUCACGCUUCUUAUGCUGGGAAAUUUCCACAUAAUGUAGAAUGAAAGAGUUCUGUUUUACAUGUCAGCCCUGUGCGGGAGCUAAUGCUGAAUACACAGCGGUGGGAUCCUGACUGCAUGAUUAAUGAGAAACAUAAUGUAUUUUGGAAGGAUCGUGGCUGGGAUCCGUUAGUGAUUAUGAAGGUGGUACAUGCCAGAGCCCUGCUCUUCCAGCCCUAGUGCGUCCUCCUGCUCCACCUUUGCAGCCAUCGCUGGAUAUUAAACCAUUUCUUCCAUUUCCUCUGGACACUGCAGCAGCAGUCAAUCUCUUCCCCAACUUCAAUGCAAUGGACCCAAUUCAGAAAGCUGUAAUAAAUCAUACAUUUGGGGUUCCUCUUCCUCAUCGAAGAAAGCAAAUCAUAUCAUGCAACAUUUGCCAGCUGAGAUUUAAUUCUGAUAGCCAGGCUGCGGCCCACUACAAAGGCACUAAACAUGCCAAGAAGCUCAAAGCACUGGAAGCCAUGAAAAAUAAGCAGAAAUCUGUUACUACCAAGGACAGCGCAAAGACUACCUUCACUUCCAUCACUACCAAUACCAUCAAUACCAGCUCUGACAAACCAGAUGUUACCACAGGGACACCAGCAAUAUCAACGACAACAACCGUGGAAAUCCGGAAGAGCAGUGUUAUGACAACAGAGAUCACCUCUAAAGUGGAGAAAAUCCCCUCGACAGCCACAAGCAGCACGACAUGCCCUUCCGUUGAGACUGAGGAAGAAAAAGCAAAAAGACUGCUGUACUGUUCACUAUGCAAAGUCGCUGUCAACUCUGCCUCGCAGCUGGAGGCGCACAACAGUGGGACUAAGCACAAAACUAUGCUGGAAGCUCGGAAUGGAAGUGGAACCAUAAAAGCCUUUCCCCGGGCAGGCGUAAAAGGCAAAGGACCUGUGAAUAAAGGAAACACGGGCCUUCAGAACAAAACAUUUCACUGUGAAAUAUGUGAUGUGCACGUAAACUCUGAGACACAACUGAAACAGCACAUAAGCAGUAGAAGGCACAAAGAUAGAGCUGCUGGGAAGCCGCCUAAACCUAAAUACAGCCCAUACAACAAACUCCAAAAGGGAACACAUCCUCUAGGGGUAAAAUUAGUAUUUUCAAAGGAACCUUCAAAGCCGAUGGCUCCAAGAAUCUUACCAAAUCCACUAGCAGCUGCAGCAGCAGCUGCUGCUGUGGCUGUGAAUUCCCCCUUCAGUCUUCGAACAGCCCCAGCAGCCACCCUUUUCCAGACUUCAGCACUUCCUCCAGCACUCCUACGACCAGCUCCGGGGCCUAUACGGACCACCCAUACUCCUGUGCUGUUUGCUCCUUACUGAACUCCAAACAGGAAAUAAUUGUACUGCAAUAAUUUUUCAAAUCAAAACAAACAAAAAAGAAAACCAAGAACAUUGAACUAUGCAGUGUUUAUUUAUAGUUUAAAGUAUAUAUGAAGAGCCAGGACUUUUGAUAGAGAACUGAACAAAUUCUAAAUGGGGGAAUGGGCAGUAUUUUCUCCAGAUGAGAGCAUUCCUCUUAAGUAUUGAUCGUUUUAGAACUGAUCUCCAGCAUUGACUUGUAGUGACAUAUAAAACUUAUGAAGCCUUUUGACCGUGCUUUUUGGCACAUAUUUCCCUGCAAUGUCUUUCCUGCUUUAUGAAACAACUUACAAAUUUGUCUAAAGGGCAUUAACUGGUUCCAAUGUACAUAAAAUACUUUAUUCUGUAGAUUAAAGAAGAAGGAAAAGAAAAGAAACACUGUGAAUAGUAGAACCUUACCAAUCCUCCUGCCAAAUCAGCAGUUACUGGAUAUUUAUCUGAACAAAAGUAGAUACAAUAGAUGUCUUGUAAAACAGUAGUAUUGUGUCUCUAUCUAUGCCACUAGGUUUCUAACUGCAUUGCAAAAGUUAAAAUGAACAAAGUAUGUCACAAAAAGAAAAAAAAAAAACAACUAAAAAAAAAAACCAAUAA
Molecule: messenger RNA, 2066 nt
Organism: Numida meleagris (helmeted guineafowl)
Lineage: Eukaryota; Metazoa; Chordata; Aves; Galliformes; Numididae
Gene: ZNF385D
Product: zinc finger protein 385D
Exons: 9
Coding region: 414-1436 (340 amino acids)
Cellular component (GO): nucleus
Molecular function (GO): zinc ion binding; nucleic acid binding
Source: RefSeq, a predicted model, not a curated record